CAGAGCGCAUUGGGUUUAGGAGCCUCCAUUAGGGCGUGUGAGGGAGCCCGUGUACCAAGGCGUACAGUGCCGAACAGCAUCAUCUCAACCCGUUGGGCCUCUCCUCGCCUGCCUACUCUAAAACUUUUGCUGCGGUUGCGUUUACCCCAUAGUGACAUUUGGACGUGGAUAGCUUGGACUGCGCUUCCGACACUUCGCGUGAAAGAAGUGCCAGUAUCUAUCCUGUCUUUGCCUACAGUAUACAGCGACAGUAUACAGUGACAGAAGCAGUAAGAGAUCACACAGAAAUGGCGCAAACGGAGGGACAAGCUGGGCGAUUGCUCGGUUCUGCGCAUUCUCCCAGCAGCUGUGUACAGGCCCCGUCGCAGUCCAUCCUAAGCUCAGGAAUUGCUCGUUCAUGGGCUUCCCGGUCGCUGGUACCAAGCCUCCGCAGCGGCUCACGCGUGAUGCUCGCCGCUAAUGCAGCGAUGCUGGGCCUGCGUUGCGGCAUGGCCGCUCGCGCGCCUGCCGCGUUUGCUGGUUCAGCUGCGUUCAGUACCGGACCAUCCACGACUCCCAAGCCCGGCUUCGCGCCAGGCGCUCGUGGUGCGCCUGAGCCCGGCCAGGCCGCUCGUGCCCCGCCUCCACCUGGCGCCAAGCCUGCGUCCGCCCCCGCCCCCGCAUCGGGAGCAGCUGCAGCUGCUGCUGCUGCUGCCGCAGCUCCCAAGGCUGCAGCUGCCACAAGGCCCCCGGUUGCCCCCAGGCCCAGGCCAACCGUGGUUGAGGAGAACACCAUUCCCCCGCCCGCUGGCUAUGACGCCUCGCUGCCUGCGGGUGUGGAGCAGAAGCCCAGCGGCUGGUCCAAGCUGGGCUGGGCGGUGCCGCUGCUGGGCUUGCCCCUGAUGGCUGGCCUCUACUACUGGCAGCAGGAGUUCGACAAGGAGUGGGACCUCAAGGUGCAACAGGCGGUGCAGGAGAUCAAGCAACGCACCCGACCCGCCAGCCGCUCCGCUCCCGCACCUCCGCCCCCGCCGCCAGCCGCACCGGCCCCUGCCCCGGAGCCGGCUCCCGCCCCCGCUCCCGCCCCAGAGCCCCUGGUAGAGGAGCCGGCGGCCCCUCCGCCGCCCCCGCCGCCUGCUGCUGAGGGCGCAGCAGCCGCUGCUGCCCCCGUCGUUGCUGCCGUGGAGGAGCAGCAGGAGGAGGUGGCUGCCAAGGCGCCGGAGGCUGCAGAGGAACCCGCUUCAGUGGUGGUGGCGGCGCCGGAGGAGGCGCCCGCGGUGGAAACGGAGGCGGUGGCGCCCGCAGCGGUUGCAGCAGCAGCGGAGGAGCAGGAGCCGCCAGCGGCGGAGGCAGCGGGUGCCAUCCUGCAGGCGAUGGAGGCCGCGCAGGAUGCCGCCGCCGCUCCGGCUGCUGCCGCCGCCGCCGCCGCUGUCAUCGCGGCGGCGGAGGCAGCGCCUGACGCUGCACCGGCGGAGGCGGAGCCUGCCAAGGCUGCCGAGGCUGCAGCCCCUGCCGCUGCCACUGCCACUGAGGAGGAGGCGGUGGUUGCUCCCGCACCGGAGGCGGCAGCACCGGCCGCAACCGCCACCCCCGUGGGCCCCGACGCCGCCGCGGCCGCCGCCACUGCCCUGGCGGUGCUGCAGAGCGAGGCGGCGCGCUCGGACCCGCUGCCCGCGGACCUGCCUGCAGGGUCCCUGGGUCUGGAGGGCACGGACCUGAGCCCGCUGGGGCUGGUGCGGCACGCGGUGUCGUCUGCUGGCGGGGCGGUGGUGGACUGGUCGCAGUGGCCGGAGCGGUAUGCGCAGGCCGUGGCCGACUCCAAGGCCAUCUUCGAGGCGCUGCUGGCCGCCGCCCGCUGGCACGAGGCGCGGCUGUCGGAGGCUCGGCGCGAGGCGGAGGCGCAGCGGCAGCGGGCGGAGCAGCUGCAGGCGGCGGGGGAGAGCGCGGUGGCGCGGUUCAAGGCGCUGCUGCGGCAGUACUCCGAGUCCAGCAGGGAGAUGCUGGAGAUUGAGGUCCGCCAGACGGAGAAGCGCACCCGCCUGGCCUCCGAGCAGACCCGUCUGGCGGAGGCCAAGGAGCGCGGCGAGGCCCUUGAGGCGCUCCGCAUGGCGCUGGGGGCGCUGAAGCUGGCGCAUGAGACGCGUGUACGGCAGGCGGCGGCGUCGCAGGCCGGCCAUGCGCUGGCGGCGGGCGCGGCGGCGGUGGCGGCGGCGGCGGAGAGCGGCGCGCCGCUGAGCGCUGAUAACGGCGCGGCGGCGGCGCUGCGGGGCCUAGCUGCGGAGGAUGCGCUGGUUGGGGCGGUGGUUGGGGCGCUGCCUGGCAGCCCGGUGGCCACGCGGGGGCAGCUGGUUGAGCAGUUCCGGGACCUGCGUCGGGACGUGGGUGCGCUGAGCCUGCUGCCGAGGGAGCGCGGGGGCAUCCUGGCGGUGGCGGUGGCGCGUGUGGCGGCGUGGCUGAAGGCUGAUGAGUCGAGCGCUGUGCGGGUGCUGGGUGGUCAGUACGGCGCCGGCGGUGUGGACGCGGCCCUGGCGCGCACGGAGGCGCUGCUGGCGGAGGGCAAGCUGCCGGCGGCGGCGGAGCAGCUGGCGGCGGCGCUGCAGGGUACGGCAGCUGAGCCGCUGGUGGAGGGCUGGGUGGCGGCGGUACGGCAGCGGGCCGCGGCGGAGGCGACGGUGGCGGCGCUGAAUGCGCAUGCGGCGGCGACUUGGGCGUCGCUGGCGUGAGGGGAGGAGCUGUGUGUGCAAUGCGGUGUGGGAUGCGGUAGGGAGGGAAGCGGAGAGGGAGGUGGGAGGUCUGGGGUGAUCUAUCUACCUGGAGGGUAGAGGGUGUGGGGGUUGUGUGGUUGCUUUAGACGCCAGGGGUCGGGAAGCUGGUGAUGCACAUCAUCUUGUCAUGCCCUAUGUGUUGUUGAGUCCAUACCGGUAGUAUGCGGGGGGCUCUUGACAGCGGAAGCAGCCAUGACAGUAGCCUUUGCGCGGUUUCGGUGUGAUGUUGCAGCGUGUGGCGGUGUCACGACUUUGCCGUGGAUGAGGUGGAAUGCGGCAGGUGUUGACGUGUGGAGGCGGUGCAGCGGGUCACGGCUGUGCGUUGCUGUACUUGAUGCGGUGGAAAAGAGGCGUUGGGUGGAUGUUCGGAAGCAAGGGGCAGUUGUUGUGUCCUCGUUUGGAAGGUUCAGUGCGGACAGCAUGCGUGCGGCGCGCAGCAGGUGCAAAAGCCCUGGUGCGGAUGGUGGCAGUUUGGUUGUAUCGCGGGAUGUAAUCGCAAGCUGACAAGCCGGUUUAUAGAGGAGCUCAUAUGGGGUGCCGAUGGUAUGGAGUGAACGCCCUUUUUUGCCGUGAUAUUUGGCAGGGCUUGCUGUUUACGUCUCCACUGAAACUGCACAAACCCCAAGGGGCAGAUGAAGAUGUACAGCGGUCUUGCAGUGUGUGGUAAUGUUGGCAGCGGAUACCGAUGGUGUGUAAUAGCAGGAGUGAAAACGCACUGGGACAGUGACGUCACUGUCCAUUCCGUGGCGGUGGCUGACCAGGGAAGACCAGCAAGGACGCCGCGCACAGCCCGGAACACAUGUCCCG
This is a messenger RNA of Astrephomene gubernaculifera, 3551 nucleotides long. NCBI's taxonomy places the organism in Eukaryota, Viridiplantae, Chlorophyta, Chlorophyceae, Chlamydomonadales, Astrephomenaceae. The record is from the annotation of a GenBank genome assembly.